AUGUCUGCUUGCAACACCUUCACUGAACACGUCUGGAAACCUGGUGAAUGUAAAAACUGCUUCAAACCCAAAAGCUUGCACCAACUGCCCCCAGCCUCUGAAAAGACUUCCCUCUCGCAUGGUAAUCUGAAAACCAAUGCAAACCACAGCAACAACCACCGUGGUAGAAGUACAGGAAAUUUCCGACCCCCUGUAGCAAAGAAACCCACUAUAGCUGUGAAACCCACCAUGAUGGUGGUAGAUGGGCAGAGUGUCAGUGGUGAGAUCAGCACACCCGAUCAUUGUGAGAACAAGCCAGUAAUUAUAGGGUGGAACCGAAACAAGACUGUCUUAAACAAAAAGCCACUGAACAAUAAUAAUGAAGAUGAAAUUGAAGGUUAUAGCCAUGUUCAUAGGCCUUAUGGCAACAAUGAUAGUGCAGGUAAGAUACCAAAUAACAAUAAUAAUGGACUGACAGAAGUGUUGAAGGAAAUUGCGGGUUUGGAUACCACACCUCGGCUAACAGGAAAUGAAAUGAACUCAAGGGACACGUUCUUGGGAAGAAUAAAUAAUUGCUAUAAAAGAUCAUUAGAAAGACAGAUCCCUCCAAGCUGCAUGAUGGGUGGAAUGAAAGAUUCACAUAGUAAGCAUGUUAUUCUGAGUGGAAGCACUGAAGUAAUAAGUAAUGAAGGUGGGCGUUUCUGUUACCCAGAAUUCUCCAGUGGAGAUGAGAGUGAGGAUGAUAUGUUUUUUGGCAGCAUGCAGGAAGAGCAUGAGAGUUGGGAUGAAAGUGAUGAAGAGCUGCUAGCAAUGGAAAUUCGCAUGCGGGGCCAACCUCGCUUUGCUAACUUUAGAGCUAACACCCUGUCUCCUGUCCGGUUUUGUGUUGACAAAAAAUGGAACACUGUGCCUUUAAGGAACAAGUCUCUACAGAGGAUCUGUGCUGUAGACUAUGAUGAUAGCUAUGAUGAAAUUUUAAAUGGUUAUGGAGAAGAAACUGUGAUGCUUUAUGGGCAAGAAAGCAUGCAGAGUAUGGUAUCAUCUGAUUCCACAUCUCCUGAUUCUUCUUUGACUGAAGAGUCUCGCUCUGGAACAAUCAGUAGCUCAUCUCAAAAACUCUGCAAUGGAGGGUUAUCUCCCAGUACCCCUAAGGAGAUCAAGUUGAUUGAACCAGAUUAUGAGAGUCUUUGUGAUAAGCAGCAAGUGAAAGACAUACCAAAAACUUCCAGAAACACUGCAAACAUUCUAGAGACUCACAAGGCAGUUCUUGCACUUAGAUUGGAAGAGAAGGAUGGCAAGAUUGCGGUACAAAGUGAUAAUCAAGAAAGCAAAAGUGCUACAGAUGUUACUGGUCAAGCAGUGACUAUAAACUUGGUACCAAUGGAAGAUCAAGCCAAACCUUACAGAGUGGUAAAUAUGGAACAACCAGUGUGCAAGCCUUAUACUAUAGUAGAUGUGUCAGCAGCCAUGACCAAUGAGUGUAUGGAUGGUCAGACUGAAAGCUCAGAAACCAAAAGUACGCCAUCUAACCCAAAUUCACCAGGAACUCCAGGUGCACCGAUUAUAUCUAAUACUGCAUCAUCUGGGCGAGUAAAUGCCAAUCUAAAAAAAUCCAGUGCAGUUAGAUACCAAGAAGUAUGGACCUCUAGUACUAGCCCACGACAGAAGAUACCUAAGGUGGAAUUAAUUGCUAAUAGCUCAGGACCUUCAGUCCCUCCAAGGAAAAGCAGCCACAAAUCUGCUCCUACUUCACCUACAGCCACAAAUAUUUCUUCAAAAACCAUCCCAGUGAAGUCACCCAAUUUGUCUGAGAUAAAAUUUAAUAGUUACAACAAUGCUGGCAUGCCACCUUUCCCAAUUAUCAUUCAUGAUGAACCUACAUAUGCUAGGAGUUCAAAGAAUGCUAUCAAAGUUCCUAUUGUAAUCAAUCCAAAUGCGUAUGAUAAUUUAGCCAUCUAUAAAAGUUUUCUAGGGACCAGUGGAGAGCUAUCCAUCAAAGAUAAAACUACAAGUGUAAUAAGCCACACAUAUGAAGAAAUAGAAACAGAAAGCAAAAUCUCUGAAAAUAUACCCAGCAAACCCACUGAAUUUACCCAACCCAAGGGGGUAACUAAUAGCACAGAGUGUAAACUGGGUUCUGUGGCUCAGAAAGUUCAAGAGUACAAUAGUUGUCUCAGCAAAGGUCAGACGUCACCACAAAGAAGUCAUAGUUUUGACCAUAGCUCCCCAACAAAAGUUCAGAAGACAAGUCAAGAGCCUGCAGCCAAAAUGGAAGGAGCACAGGAGACUUCUGGUGGCAGCAGCAAUAGGGAAAAUGCAAACACAGUGCUUUCUCAGAUUGUGGCUUCUAUCCAGCCCCCACAGUCUCCUCCAGAAACACCUCACUCAGGACCCAAAUCUUGCAGUGUGGAAGAAUUAUAUUCCCUACCACCUGAUGCAGAUACCACUAAAAGCAGCCUGGUACGACCCAAAUCUCUCUUUACUGCACAACCUAUCAAUGAUACUGAAGUAUCCAGUGCCACAGAAAGCACUACCACUAAAAUGCAGAAGGAUACACUUUCAAAGCCACUUACCACCCAUUCGUCGAAGCCAGUAACAGGCACCCAUAAUACCACAAGUCCCAAAAUAGAGCAAGCACCUCCAUUUCCCCCUCCACGUUCCACUUCUUCACCCUAUCAUGCAAGUAAUCUGUUGCAAAGACAUUUCAGCAACUGGAGCAAACCAACCAGUCCCAUUAGAUCAACAGAGGCAGAGUCAAUACUGCAUUCAGAAGGUAGACGAGCUGCUGAUGCAAAACCCAAGCGCUGGAUAUCAUUUAAGAGCUUCUUCCGCCGCAGAAAGACUGAUGAUGAGGAAGACAAAGAGAAGGAAAGAGAAAAAGGGAAACUAGUGGGUCUUGAUGGAACUGUUAUACAUAUGCUGCCCCCUCCUCCAGUUCAACGCCACCAUUGGUUCAGUGAAUCAAAAACAGACUCCAGUGAGAAGCCAUCCAUUGUUUUCAUGUAUAGAUGUGAACCAGCACAGGCUGAACCAAACACCGCCCAGAACAAGGCUGGAGUGGAGUUUCCAAAUGAAGAUACAGUGGCAAAGGACAAAGCAGAAAUGGAAGAGAUGUUGGCAGAGGAUUCUGAACAGAAAAUUAAGAGUCAUUCUUCACCAUCUCAGAUUCCCAAGAAGAUCCUCAGUCAAGUGCCAGAUGAGACCACGGUGGAAGAAUUGUCUCCUCAGAUUCCAAGAGCUGUGUUUGUGAAGCAGGACAUUGGUGGCAAUGCCUCCGUCAUACCAGUGUCAACUCCCCAUGGCCCACAAGGGGAGGAAGAAAAGGAGGAAACUUCAGAUUCUUCUGACUUGAGCCCUUGCAGUGCUACAUACAGCAAUUUAGGUCAGUCCAGAGCAGCCAUGAUACCUCCAAAGCAGCCCCGGCAGCCAAAGGGAGCUUUGGAUGAUGCCAUUGCCUUUGGAGGAAUAGCAGACCAAGAGGCAACUAACAGCUUACAGCCAACACCACCUCCACUGCCAAAGAAAACCAUUUUGAGAGCCAACACAGAGCCGAUCCCCAAAGAACUCCAGAAGCAGACCCUGGAGAAUAAUCUCUGUGUUGUGGCCAACCCUACAUACGACAUUGACACCAACUGGGAAGCAAGCAGUGUCUGCUCUUCAGUCAGCUCAGAACUCAAGGCACUGGACAAUGAGUCAGGAGAUUCCUUGGACAGGCCUUUAGAAAAAGGAAAAGCAACCAACUCAACAGCCAACAGCAUUUCCAGCCUAACCACUGCCAGUAUUAAGGAUAGGUGUUCCAACAGCAUGGAGUCUCUGUCUGGGAGAUACAUCUCUCAGACUAAGCAGAGCAAGAAUAUACAGAAGCCACAGAGGCAAGCACUUUAUCGAGGAAUUGAGAACCGAGAAGAGGUGGUAGGCAAAAUCAGAAGCCUUCAUACUGAUUCACUGAAGAAGCUGGCGAACAAAUGCGAAGAUCUUUUCAUGGCUGGACAGAAAGACCAGCUGCGAUUUGGGGUGGACAGCUGGUCAGACUUCAGGCUAACCAGUGACAGGCCAUGCUGUGAAGCAGGUGAUGCAGUUUACUACCCAGCUUCUUAUGCAAAAGAUCCCCUCAACAAUUAUGCAGUCAAGAUUUGUAAGAGCAAAGCUAAAGAAUCCCAACAGUAUUACCACAGCUUGGCUAUCAGACAGAGUCUGGCUAUUAACUUUAACAUCCAACAGGACUGUGGCCAUUUCUUAGCUGAUGUACCUGUUCGCCUCCUUCCAUGGGAGGAUCCCAAUGCACCUGAGGUGGAGGAGGAAGAUGAACAGGAAGAAGAGGUAGAAGAUGAGGAAAAGAACAAAGAAACCCCUUCCUGUUUGGAGGCUUCACAGAAAGACAACUCAGGCAGUGAGCGGACCAUCAGCAAGCAGCGCAGCCGUGUUGUGGUCAUCACACGGGAGGUACCAUACCUAACGGUGGCUGACUUUGUGCGAGAGUCCACAGCCCGCCAUGCAAAUAACCCAGACUUCUAUGAAAGACAGGUAUGUCUACUGCUCUUACAGCUGUGUUCAGGCCUGGAGCACCUGAAACCCUAUCACAUCACACACUGUGAUCUGCGCUUGGAGAACCUGCUGCUGGUUCACUACAGACCAAGGGGAGGCCUUCUGAACUAUGAGCCUGUGGAGCCCAAUCCCAACGCAGCUUGCCCAGCCAGGCUAAUUGUGAGCAAUUUCUCACAGGCCAAGCAAAAGAGACAUAUGGUAGAUCCAGAGGUGCUACGGGACCAAUCCCGCCUGGCCCCGGAGAUCAUCACUGCCACACAGUACAAAAAGUGUGAUGAGUUCCAAACUGGCAUCCUCAUCUAUGAAAUGCUGCACUUACCCAACCCCUUUGAUGAGAAUCCAGAGCUGAAGGAGAAGGAGUAUACCCGUGCUGACCUCCCCAGGAUCCCCUCCCGUUCCCUCUAUUCCUAUGGGCUCCAGCAACUCGCCAGCUGCCUGCUGAAUCCCAAUCCUUCAGAGAGAAUCCUUAUUUCUGAGGCCAAGGGAAUCCUUCAGUGUUUGUUAUGGGGUCCACGUGAGGAUUUGUUCCACACUCUGAGCUCAUGUUCCAGCCCAGUACGGAAGGAUGCUGUGCUGCAGAACUGGCUGGACAUCAAACGGACGCUGCUGAUGAUCAAGUUUGCAGAGAAGUCCUUGGACAGGCAGUGUGGAGUCAGCCUUGAAGACUGGCUUUGUUCUCAAUAUCUGGCAUUUGCCACUACAGACUCACUCAGUCGCAUUGUGAAAAUCAUGCAGCAACACUAGUUUGUACAAGCUGU
Emys orbicularis (European pond turtle) is the source of this 5282-nucleotide messenger RNA. It is a transcript of the gene PEAK1, whose product is annotated as pseudopodium enriched atypical kinase 1. Gene Ontology annotation, cellular component: focal adhesion; actin cytoskeleton. Gene Ontology annotation, molecular function: protein kinase activity; ATP binding. Lineage: Eukaryota; Metazoa; Chordata; Testudines; Emydidae. Gene Ontology annotation, biological process: protein phosphorylation. The record is from RefSeq and is a predicted model, not a curated record. The coding region runs from base 1 to 5268 and encodes 1755 amino acids. The transcript has 4 exons.